UCUUGAACAUUAUCACUUCGCCGGCAACAGUUGUUAUCUGACAGUCAAUAACACCACAUAGUGAAAUUAGCCAUGAGUUUCUUAGGCGCAUUACGCAAAACUAUUGUUUUUCUGGCAAUUUUCCUGGGAGCCUUCUUCGUGCUUCCUGGAUUACCUCCUAGCAUCACCUUUCCCUUUAAAGAAUAUGUUAUUAAACCCGCCAGAGAACUAAAGGGUACCCUUGAGCCAAACUAUCACCUAAACGGUGCCAGGCAAUUGUGGAAGAAUCAGGUCUUUGGACCGGAGUGCCUGUUAGCAUAUAAUGACGAGAUUAUCACUGGCAUUCACGGCGGAGAGGUCCUUCGGUUAAAUAAAGCAGAGACGAUUCAGCCUUUUACAAAGAUAGGAAAACCGUGUGAUUUUAUCUUUGAUGAUGCGUUGUGUGGCUAUCCCGUGGGCUUAGGCCUUGACACACAAGGCAACAAUCUGAUCAUAGCCGAUUCUUACUAUGGGUUAUGGGAAGUUAGCCUAGAUACGAAGAAAAAGACAAUAUUGGUGUCUCCGGAUCAGAUUCUGCCUGGGAAGAAGGUAAACCGUCGGGCGAGGCUGUUUAAUGCGUUGGUAAUUAGUCGACAGGGAGACAUUUACUGGACUGAUUCUAUGUCCGACGACAUGGUCUUAGCUCCCUUUGCUAAUCCCUCUGGUCGACUUUUUAGAUUCAACCGCAAGAAGAAGACAAACGAGGUACUGCUAGACGAGUUGUGCUUUGCCAACGGCUUGGCUUUAAGCCCCAACGAGGACUUCUUAGUCGUGGCUGAAACGACGGCGAUGCGGCUGACCAAGUACCAUCUUAAAGGACCUCUUCAGGGUCAAAACGAAGUCUUUGUGGAGGGUUUGCCUGGCUGGCCGGAUAAUCUCAGUGGCGAUAAGGAGGGAAUUUGGGUGCCCUUGGGCGUGGCCUCGGAUAAUGAGAAUCCUAACUUGUUUGCCUCGUUGGCACCAUAUCCAAAACUUCGAUAUUUCCUUGCUCGCGUAGUGGGUCUGCUGCAGCUUCCCUUCCAAAUUUCAAACUACAUAUAUCCAAACAAUAUUUCGGCUCGCCUUUUCCACUCGUUUAAUAUGCUGGCGCUCAGCAAGUCGCCCAAUCGAAGCACUGUGGUAAGAGUGGACUGGAAUGGAAACAUUGUAAGAUCCCUGCAUGGUUUCGAUAGAUCUGCUGCAGGAUUAUCGCAUGCCUUGGAAAUGAAUGGUCGUUUGUAUUUAGGAUCGCCAUUCAAUCAUUAUAUUGCCGAGGUGAAGUUGCCUGACGCUGUGUCAAAGUCUGCUGAUGAAUCUGAAACAAACUAGUUGCUUAAUUAGUAUGUGCAUAAAGUUAGCAGAACAAUUUUUGAAUUAAAAAUUUGUUUCUUUCUCAUAAUUUGCCGUUAAUUAUCCGUAAAAUAUUCGUGAAAGAAUCAAAUUUGCCGCUCAAAUUUUAAAUUUUUUAUUUUUAAAAGACUUAUAUGUUCUGUUCAAGUUAUUUUACAACCAAAAUAUACAACUCAAGGAAAAAAUUGGAUAUUUUUGUCAUCGCCAAUCCUAAUUUA
Molecule: messenger RNA, 1565 nt
Organism: Drosophila ficusphila
Lineage: Eukaryota; Metazoa; Arthropoda; Insecta; Diptera; Drosophilidae
Gene: Ssl2
Product: adipocyte plasma membrane-associated protein
Exons: 4
Coding region: 73-1326 (417 amino acids)
Biological process (GO): biosynthetic process
Molecular function (GO): strictosidine synthase activity
Source: RefSeq, a predicted model, not a curated record